Molecule: messenger RNA, 1869 nt
Organism: Carassius carassius (crucian carp)
Lineage: Eukaryota; Metazoa; Chordata; Actinopteri; Cypriniformes; Cyprinidae
Product: transmembrane protein 74
Exons: 3
Coding region: 644-1498 (284 amino acids)
Source: RefSeq, a predicted model, not a curated record
ACAUGACUGCAGCUGUCAAUGAGGCCGAAACCAGCAAAUCCGAUGAAAAGGCUUUGACUUUUACAUUUUUCUUAACAUUAUUUUAUUUAUCCGUUACACUGAAAGACCAUUUUGAAGGAUAUUGUAUUUGUUUGUGCAAUUUUGAGGUGUUCAGUUUUAUUUUGGUUUCAGAAAAUAUGCGUGUCCUCACAAAUCAGCUCUUUUUUUUUUCCUGUGCCUUGUAUUGGACUUGGUGCUUGUUUGUAUCGUAUCUUAUCUGUAUCUUAUCUUAACUUGUUAGCCUCCUGUAUAUACAGCCCUAGUAUUUCUUUAGUUCUUUGUAAGUUGUGAGUAGUCUGUUUGCACGUCAUUCUGUUCUCUGUUGCCUAUGGUUUUUGACUUAUUGUUUGUUCUAGCUUUUCCAUGAAAUGUCUGCACACAGAUCCUUGCCUCUGCCCGUUCCCUCAGCUUCUCCACAACAUUACAGCUUGUCUUAGAGGCUCACGGAGCAUUGAGGCGACCUGAGCGCGGCGCGCGGGUGGAACAGGACGAGCUUCGCUUAAUUAACGGAGCGUGAGCCCUGCAGGAAUGCCAGCGAGGCGCUGCUUGGAGAAGGGGUGCUAAGCCAGCAUGCUAUGAGAUGAACAUAUGAAUAGAAGUACAAAUGGCUGAUCUUAAAGUCCUCUUUUGUGGUCAAGACGCUGUCCAGACAGAUCACCUUGACUGGUCCCUAAAAUACCAGCAAAGUCAUCACUCAGUGUGUGCAGAUGAAAGGGUCCUUUCCAAUGAAGAGUGCUGCCAGGCAUAUCUGGAGGAGAAUGUUAAUGAGGCGAACAGGCUUUCAGAACCAUGGACAGCGACUCUGCCAAUUGGACGACUCUGCAAACUCAAUGAAUGGGGAUUUGAUGAAGAAAUUGAGGUAUGUUACGAUGAGCAGUUUGAAACAGCUUUUCCUGGUGUGGCUGACUUUACUGACCAUAAAGACAGUCAGUUGUUAGCAGAUGAGACCAACUAUGACAACUUCAGUUGGAAUUCUUCCAAAGAUCUCCAAGAAGGCGACCCAGAAUGCUCCCUGCUGUCAGUUGACGAUUUCAUGGUGGAUUCAUCAGAAAAGUCAGUGGAUUAUGGAUUCAUAGGUGCUGUUACCUUUUUAGUUACUGGGAUUUCCUUGGUUGUCAUCUCCUACACGGUCCCACGUGACGUCAAGGUGAAUCCCGAUACAGUUUCUGCCCGGGAGAUGGAGCGGUUGGAGAGAGAUAACGCCCGGGUGGGUGCUCACCUGGACAGGUGUGUGAUUGCAGGACUGUGCCUCCUCACACUCGGUGGUGUGGUACUGUCAACCCUGUUGAUGAUCUCCAUGUAUAAAGGGGAGAUGAUCAGGAGACAAGCAUUUGCUUACUCCAAGCACCAAGCCAGACUCUAUGGCUCUAUGAAUUUUAGAUGUGCAGCGAACCCGACCGGAGCUCCUUCGCUUUUGUCCCUUGAUGAAGAUGAAGGUCCUGUUGAAGUCUUAAGUUGAAGCUGAGAUCAGCAUCUCCAUAUGAAAAUAUGAUCAAAACAGCUUUGUUAUACUGUGAUCUAGGAUGACACACUGUAAAACACAGAUUAAAAUACUUAAAAAACAAUAUUGUUAAUUUAAUAACGUCUAAAUUUACCUUUAAACUACUAUAUUACUGCUAAAUGUGAGUCUAAUAAACUUGACUGCAAUGGGACAAAACAACAAAAUCCAGUCAGGAUAAAAUUCUACCCCUUUUGCUUCGCAUUUAAUGGACAAAAUGUAACAUACCAACAUGGACUUGAGUACUGUUUAUGUUAAAAAAUAUAUUUGUGUGAGUCUGUGCAUUUUUCCAAAACAUAUGUUCAUGUAAAUAUACAGCAUGCUUUGCAAGU